AUGGGACCAAGGUUAUCAUUAUUAGCUCCUUCAGCUCCUACCAUUGGUAUUUCAUCAUAUGUUGAUAUUCUAGAGAAUGUUCAAUAUAUAGAAUUGAUCAAUAAUUCUCGAUUCUUGAAGACCAUUAAAGCCAUUGAUUUAAAUAAUGGAGAUGCAAUUAUAAUCAAGAUACUAAUUAAACCUAAUAGUAUAAAUGGUUAUAAUAUCAAUCUUCAGAAUAUUACUGAGCUUAUGGUAAAGGAAGCAACGUUAUUAUCACAAUAUAAUUUUGUUCUACCGUUUGAAAACUUCAUUGAGACUGAAAGAGCUGGUUAUCUUAUACGACAGUCAAUCAAAAUUAACUUAUAUGAUAGGUUAUCCAUUAGACCUUUCCUAGAACCAAUUGAGAAGAAGUUUAUUGUUUAUCAGCUCCUUAAGAUACUUGAUACCCUUCACAAUGAAUUGAAGAUUUAUCAUGGGGAUUUGAAAUUAGAAAAUUUGAUGGUUUCUUCAUCUAAUUGGAUUAUGUUAACUGAUUUCAGUAAUUUCUCCAAACCCAUAUAUAUACCUGAAGAUAACCCAAAUCAAUUUUCAUUUUACUUUGAUACCAGUGAUAGGAGAGUUUGUAACUUAGCUCCCGAGAGAUUUUAUAAUUCUUCUGAAGGAUUAAGUUAUCCUAAGAGUGAGAAUUUUGAUGAUAAUGGGAAUUUCAAUGGAAUUAACCAAUUGACCGAUUCCAUGGAUUUAUUUAGUUUGGGAUGUAUCAUAGGUGAAUUGUAUCUGGAUGGUGAGCCUUUAUUUACGUUAUCUGCGUUAUUCAAGUAUAUGAAGAAUGAAUAUUUACCUGAUUUAUCAGGUAUUGAUAAUAUGUAUAUCAAAGAAAUUAUCAUGAAAUUGAUCCUGUUUGAUCCUCAAGAAAGAAUCAAGUCCAAUGAAAUCCUUAAUAAUUAUAAGAACGUUCUUUUCCCCAAUUCCUUUUAUACAUUUUUGUAUGAUUUCAUUAAAACAUUGAAUAGUAGGACACUUUUCCAAGUCAAAAAUGAUAAACAUGUCACUUCUUCCGAUUUAAGAAUUGAUUAUAUCUAUCUGAAAUUUGACAAGAUCAUCACAGGAUUAGAUUUUCAAGAAGAAUUUGGUGAUAAAGUUGGACUUUAUUUAAAUUUACCAGGAAUGCCUAAGAAUUAUCAAAUCAGGAGAAGUUCUUCCAGUCAAAAGACUGACGAUCUGAGUUUGAUCAUUCUAAAUUUCAUCUUUUCCUUGAUAAGCACCUUGAAACAACCGUCAUCCAAGAUUAAAGCUUGUGAAUUGAUUGUAGCUUUAUCAGGAAGAAUUAAUGAUGAAUGUAAACUUGAUAGAUCAUUACCUUACUUGUGUACAUUGAUAGAUGAGUUUAUUACUAGUACCAGUAGAAGAUUCCAAGAAGAGACUGAUGAAACAGAAGAAGCAGAUAGUUUCUCAUCAAGAGUGGUAGUAGUAGCUUUGGACUCUAUUGUCACAUUACUCGAUUCAUGUUCAUAUAUAACCCCUUUAAAUGUUUUGAUGUUUCCUGAAUAUUUGAUUCCCAAAUUAUCGAAAUUGGUCAAUGCAGAAUCUGUUAAACGAGGUAGGGAGUUGGUCAAGAUUAAAGUUGCUUCUGUAUUACCCAAGUUGGCUCAAAUAUCUCAUCGAUUCUGGAUGAUGUCUAAAAAUUUCAAGAACAAACAACUGUUGAAUGACAAAAAUAACUUCAACAUACCUUUGGAAUCUAUGUUUAAUGAUUUUGAGGAUUUAACCAUCAGUUUGUUAACCGAUUCCAACCCAAACAUCAAAUGUAGUUUGGUUCAAAACAUUGAACCUCUCUGUAGAUUUUUCGGGAUUGAAAAGACUAAUGAUAUCAUCCUCCCCCAUUUAAUAACAUACCUUAAUGAUGUCAAUAACGAAUUAAAACUCGGAUUUUUGAAUUCUAUCUUGAAAAUAGGACCAUUCAUGGGAAUUUUAUCAUUCGAACAAUAUUUAUUACCACUUUUGAUCCAAACCUUGAGUGAUUCCGAACAAUUAGUGGUAUUGAAAGUCUUGGAAAUCUUUGUGGAGUUUGUCAAGACUAAACUUAUCAACCCAAUAUCAGAAUUUAAUGCUUUAAGCAUUUACAAAGAGUUACUUAGUAAUACCGUUCAUUUAUUUUUACAUCCCAAUGAAUGGAUUCGUCAGUCAGUAUUAUGUUUGGUACUAGCCAUCAAUGGGAACUUAUCAAAUGCCGAUAGAUUCUGUUUCCUUUAUCCUCAAUUCAAGAAAUAUUUAUCAUAUGAUAUUUCUGAAAUCAGUUGGGAUAAUUUGUAUCCAUGUUUAACCAGACCUUUAUCAAAGGUUGUAUUCCAACUACUUAUUACUUGGUGUAGUCAAAAUUCAGAUAAAUCGAUCUUCUGGAAACAACAAAAUUUCAUAAUGAGCCCCAAGAAAUUAACCAAUUUCACCAAAGAUUUGGGCAAAUCUGUGUUCAUAUCAAAAUACAGUGAUCCAUCAUCUAUGACAAUGAACAACUCAUCUAAUUUACCUUUGAGUCAUGAUGAUAAGCAAUGGUUAUUGAAGUUGAAAGCUGUGGGACUCGAAGAUAAAGAUUCAUGGAAGAUUUAUAAUUUAAGAGAUUACAUAGUACAACUCACAAGAGGAUUUAUCAAAGAAAUAGAGGGAUCUUUAGAUGAUAUCAAAGUAGAUGUAACACCAAGGAAUAUUUUCUUUGAAAUUCAUUACAAAUCUGAAAACAUUGCCACCGCUGCUAGAGGUUUGGAAACAAACAUCGAACAAGAAAUGGAUGCUGAAUCCAUAGCCAACAUUUUGAGUCACAAUGAUCAAAACGGUUCAAAUGGACAUGACAAAAUUCAAUUCAAAAGUGAAAGAAGUGGAUCCAAUUCUUUGAUACUUCCUAAUAUCACCAAGAUCAGUGCUUCUAUCCAGACGGUAGAAGAAACAGUUUUUGGGGAAUUAGAUAAUGACCCUCAUAAACAUCAUAAUCAUGAUAAUGUUUCUGGAUCUGGAUAUAACCACAAAGUGAUCAGUAGCGCCAAUGGUAAAGUCAUUAUUUCUAACUCCAAGUAUAGUUACAAUGGGUCAAAUCCUUAUAUUCUACAAUAUCUUGAAAAAGUUGAUUUUGAUUUAUCAUUGGAUUCAUUUAGGGAAUUUGGCAGACCAGUGAAGUUUCAUACCUCGAAAACCAGUGAUUGGGUUCCAACAAAUACUUGCAUUUCUAGAAUCAACACUAAUACUACAGGUGAUGAUCAAAUUGAUAGUUUAAAUUGUUUAGCUGUGAACCCAUCAUCAGAAUUCUUCAUCACGGGGUCUGAUUCUGGAGCUAUUAAGAUUUGGGACACUAGUAGAUUGGAGAAGAACAUUAUGUUCAAACAUCCCAGUCUUGUCACUCAUCUCAAGUCACCUAUUGAAAAAAUCGUAUUCAUGAAGAAUAGAAAUGUCUUUGCUGUUAGUUGUAAAAAUGGGAAGAUCUAUCUUUUUCGAGUUGAUUUCACUAGAGGUAAGAAUAAGAGGAUUGUCAAAUAUUUAAGAUUACAAAUCAUAAGAAAAUAUCAAUUGACGGAUGAAUUUGCAACCUCCAUCAGUUUCCAUAUUGAUGAAUCAAAGACUUGGUUGAUUUGUACUACCACUAGAUCUAAAAUUAUUGCCUUCAAUAUUAUCACUAUGGAGUGUGAUUUUAUCUUACAAAAUCCUUUAAUCAAUGGAAUUCCUACCAGUUUAAUCAUCGAUCAUCGGGGAUGGUUGAUUGUUGGAACAAACAAAGGAAGGUUGAGUUUAUGGGACACAAGAUUCUCAAUAAUCAUUAAGACUUGGAAGAUUGUUUCCAAUGAUGGAAUCAAAUCUAACUGUAUCAACCAAUUAGUACUUUUACCUCCAGAUUAUAAAUUAUCAGAUAAUAAUUCCACCAUUUCCUACUUUGCCGUUAUCUGUAAUAAUAUGCCUGAUAUCACUAUUUGGGAAUUACCCAAUCUUGAAUGUCGAGAAAUAUUAUGUCAUCAUGAUUCCAACCCAAAAAUCAAACAAUAUUCCAUUGAAUACUGUAGAAAUGAGUUAGAUGAUAUACUAAAAGAAUUGAAUCUUGACUUAGAAUCAGAUUUCACUAAAUCGGAAAAAACAGACAGUCAAGUAAAUAAUUCAAUUCUUCUUUUCAAACACAUAAGUGGCAAUUAUUUAAUAAACUCCUUUGAGAAUAGGGUAAUUCUUUGGAAAAUAGACGAAUUAGAGAAUUCCAUUUCUAAAAAUUUUUCCUUUAGUAGAAUUCUACUUAACCAAAGAUUAGGAUUAACCAGUGAAAAAUUGAAAACUCCCUUUAAAAACAAUGAAAAUUCUUUAGUCAACGAUAUUGCCAUUGUAUCCGUGCCUUACGAAAUGGUCAUUACUGUUGAUAAAAGUGGUUUCAUUAACAUAUUUACUUAA
Molecule: messenger RNA, 4398 nt
Organism: Yamadazyma jaroonii
Lineage: Eukaryota; Fungi; Ascomycota; Pichiomycetes; Serinales; Debaryomycetaceae
Source: the annotation of a GenBank genome assembly